Messenger RNA from Spirodela intermedia, 365 nucleotides. NCBI's taxonomy places the organism in Eukaryota, Viridiplantae, Streptophyta, Magnoliopsida, Alismatales, Araceae. The record is from the annotation of a GenBank genome assembly.
AUGCGAUGUGGUGACGUUUGUAGCCGUUGCAAGUACGGCGCAUUGGGGGGCGGGGGGCGGGGGACCGGUUCUCCGACUCGCCGGGUUGGAGAAGACCGAGUCGCCGCCGGUUACCGUUAACGACGGGGCCGGGAGGACACGGGGAGUGAACCUGUCCAGAAGGCCAGAGCGACUCCAUGUGGGCUGCCUCAGAGGGAUGGGGGGGGGACCAGAGCUUGGUGGGGAUGAUAAUCGGGGGUGAAGGGUCUUCAUUUUUAGGGCACCCAGUGGAUCCCUUCUCCCAAAGAUUCUUUCUUCGGGUGGGGGGCUCACGCUUCCCAAGCGGAUGAACACCAGAUGAACAUUGUCAAGGUGAAAGGGGUUAA